CCCCGCGUCGCUGCAGCGCUCGGCCGCCGCCUUCGCCUCCCAGGUCGUCAAGGAGCGCCUCUCAGAAUUCCGGUUAUCUGAAGACGGUCUUCCCACAACCACCUUCCCGAUGACGAGGCGGAUCGGCCACCCCUACCAGAACCGGACGCCGCCGAAGCGGAAGAAGCCCCGGACGUCCUUCACCAGGCUGCAGAUCGCCGAGCUGGAGAAGCGCUUCCACCGGCAGAAGUACCUGGCCUCGGCGGAGCGCGCCUCGCUCGCCAAGACGCUCAAGAUGACCGACGCGCAGGUCAAGACGUGGUUCCAGAAUCGGAGAACCAAGUGGAGGAGGCAGACCGCGGAGGAGCGCGAGGCGGAGCGGCAGGCCGCCAACCGGCUGAUGAUGUCGCUGCAGGCCGAGGCGCUGAGCAAGGUAAUUGCCUACAAGUACCACUUUGAAUUCACAGGUGCAUCUAGAUUUUUGAGACAUCACGAUUUUCUGAUAGUUUUGCAUGUUAUCAGAAUGUCUAUGUUUUCUGAUGACUCUAUUCUGAUCACUGUCUGA
Thrips palmi is the source of this 544-nucleotide messenger RNA. RefSeq names its product T-cell leukemia homeobox protein 3-like. Gene Ontology annotation, biological process: regulation of transcription by RNA polymerase II; animal organ development. Lineage: Eukaryota; Metazoa; Arthropoda; Insecta; Thysanoptera; Thripidae. Bases 110 to 544 code for a protein of 144 amino acids. The record is from RefSeq and is a predicted model, not a curated record. The transcript is spliced from 6 exons. Gene Ontology annotation, molecular function: DNA-binding transcription factor activity, RNA polymerase II-specific; RNA polymerase II cis-regulatory region sequence-specific DNA binding. Gene Ontology annotation, cellular component: nucleus.